AUGAAUAGUAUGACCAACGUGCUAAAGAAAAAUGAUCUUUAUAUAUUUGAUUUGUCCGAACAACUUCUGAAUUCAUUGAAUUUGAUGAGUUUUGAUCCCAUGUUACGAGAAGUUGAGGUAGAUAACCACUCUUAUAAUGAUGAGAACAAGAAAAUUAGGGAUUCUCAACUACCAAGACAAAAGGUUACACCAAGCUCCAUGCGUUGCAGUGUUUGUCAGGUGAACUUUGACUCCAGGGAUGUACAAAAGGCCCACUACCAGACUGAUUAUCAUUUGAUGAAUAUCAAGCGUAAUAUAAGGGGGUUGAGCAUUCUGUCUGUCGUAGAAUUCGAUAAUCUAGUUUCUAAGGAGCGUGAUAUUAAAUCUGAACAUGAACAUUCUGAUAACGAACAAAUAUCUAGUGAUGAUGAAGAGGAAAGUGAAGAAACCAGCGAUAAAGAUUCGAACCUACAAGUUGGUGAUCAAAUGGAAAAUAUAAUUGAAAAUGAUAUGCAAAAAUUAGGUUUUCAGGAAGAUGAACCGAAUGUUGUCAGCCAUAUUAAUACUCAAUCACCUUUUAUCUACUUUAAAUCGAACCUUCUUCAAGAGAAUGAGGUUCUGGGAGUUUAUAAGUCUGUGUUUAGUAAAAAAUCUCUUUCUAAACCACACGAAGCCUUGGCCUUUUGGAACUCGGAAGAAAACCCUUUGAUGGCAAUUUCAGCCCUUUUUAUGGUAGGAGGUGGCCAUUUUGCGGGAGCAAUUGUUUCUCAUCAAAGGCUCAACGUAAAGGGGAAUGCUCACAAAAAGAACGAAACUUUAAUUGAGCAAGCAGUAAAUUUCUUGGAGCACAAGACGUUUCAUAGGUAUACUACCAGAAGGAAACAAGGUGGUUCUCAAUCAGCAAUGGACAAUGCAAAGGGGAAAGCCAAUUCUGCUGGUUCGGCCCUUCGUAGGUACAACGAAAACGCAUUAAAAACGGAUAUACAAGGCUUAUUAAAAGACUGGGAACCUUACUUGUCAAAAUGUGACAAUAUUUUUAUUCGAGCUCGUAACGUUAAUGAUAGAAAAAUUUUUACUGAUAAUAAUAUUUUGAUAAAAAAUGAUGAAAGGAUAAAGAGCUUUCCUUUCACUACAAGUAGGCCAACCGUAUUGGAGUUGAAAAAGGCAUGGUGUGAACUCUGUUAUCUGAAAAUUCUACCUAAGCCUGAGCCUUUAACAGUAAAGCAAAGAGUACAAAAGUCAGAAAGCUCAAACAAGAAGGAUAAAAUUGAAGAAAAGCAAGAACUUUCGCCGGAGGAAGCUCAAACAGAAGAAGCGAUCUCUCUAGUGAAGAAGGGGAGAGUCCCUUUACUUGUAUCCUUUUUAAAAAAGAAUAAGCUCAAUGGAGACUUUCAGUUGAAACCCGCCAGUAAAUACUCUCUAACUCCAACUAUGUUACAUUAUGCAUCACAACAAGGAAUGAAAAAAAUGGUUUUGAUUUUACUUUCGAAUAUCAAGUGUGAUCCUACGAUCAAGAACAGAUUGGGAAGGACUGCAUGGGAUUUAACUAGGGAUCACGAUGUAAAACACGCAUUUCAAAUUGCAAGGCACAAUUUAGGUGAAUCUUUCACUAAUUGGGAUGAAUCGCAUAUUGGAGAGCCGUUGAGUAGAGAACAAGUUAGUGAACUCAAUGAAAAAGAGGAAGCGAUGGAGAAUCAAAGAACAGAAAAACUAAUUAAAUUAGAGCUAGAAGCUGCAAAGGAAAGACAGAGAUUUGCUAAAGAUGCAAUAAGAGGUCCCGGAAAAAAGCUAACCAAUAUACCAUCAGUCGAACAACAAAAUCUCAAUUCAUUGACCGAUGAACAAAGACGCCGAUUGAUGAGAGAACAACGGGCUAGAGCUGCAGAGGAGAGAAUGAAGAAGGCCACAAAGUAA
Molecule: messenger RNA, 1893 nt
Organism: Saccharomyces mikatae IFO 1815
Lineage: Eukaryota; Fungi; Ascomycota; Saccharomycetes; Saccharomycetales; Saccharomycetaceae
Gene: VMS1
Product: Vms1p
Exons: 1
Coding region: 1-1893 (630 amino acids)
Source: RefSeq, a predicted model, not a curated record